Danio aesculapii is the source of this 1796-nucleotide messenger RNA. RefSeq names its product bile salt-activated lipase-like. Bases 45 to 1700 code for a protein of 551 amino acids. Gene Ontology annotation, cellular component: synapse; cell surface; postsynaptic specialization membrane. Gene Ontology annotation, molecular function: signaling receptor activity; triacylglycerol lipase activity; sterol ester esterase activity. The record is from RefSeq and is a predicted model, not a curated record. Gene Ontology annotation, biological process: synaptic vesicle endocytosis; neuron cell-cell adhesion; chemical synaptic transmission. The transcript is spliced from 11 exons. NCBI's taxonomy places the organism in Eukaryota, Metazoa, Chordata, Actinopteri, Cypriniformes, Danionidae.
GACAGAAAUCCUUUCAGUGCCACACUUGCAGCCACCGUCUGCUGAUGAUGAUGAUGCUGGGAGUUUUCAUCUCUGCCGCCCUCUUCCUAGGGACUGCACAUGGAGCUUCUUUGGGAGCUGUGCUCACUGAAGGAGGGAUGGUGCAGGGAAAGAGUCAUAGUGUUGGUCUUCUCCGCUACAUGGACGUGUUUAAGGGUAUCCCCUUUGCCGCUCCACCUGGCAGACUGCAGAAGCCGGUUCCUCACCCUGGCUGGGAAGGUGUCCUGAAAGCCACUGACUAUAGUAAGAGGUGUAUUCAGCUCAAUCUCCUUCAAACCGAUACCGUGGGCAGUGAAGACUGUCUGUACCUGAACAUCUGGGUCCCUCAUGGGAAAACUGUUUCCUACAAUAUGCCUGUUAUGGUGUUCAUCUAUGGUGGUGGCUUCCUGCUUGGCGGUGGUCAGGGAGCAAACUUCUUGGACAACUACCUGUAUGAUGGAGAGGAGAUUGCAGAUAGAGGAAAUGUCAUCGUGGUGACGUUCAACUACCGUGUCGGAUCCAUGGGAUUUCUCAGCACCGGAGAUGCUGACGCACCUGGAAACUAUGGUCUGUGGGAUCAGCAUGCUGCAAUCGCCUGGGUUCACAGGAACAUCAAGGCUUUCGGUGGAAAUCCAGACAACAUUACCAUCUUUGGGGAGUCAGCCGGGUCUACCAGUGUCAGCCUCCAGAUUCUUUCUCCUAAAAACAAAGGCCUGAUCCGCAGAGCCAUCUCUCAGAGUGGCGUUGCUCUCUGUCCCUGGGCCAUCAACAGAAAUCCAAGAAAAUUUGCUGAGGAGAUUGCCAAGAAAGUAGGAUGUCCCACUGACAGCGGGAUGGUGGCCUGUCUGAGAAGGACAGAUCCAAAGGUUGUAACUCUUGCUGGGAAAGUGAGGCUUGCUACAUCUGCUACUGAACCCAUUGUGCACAAUCUGUAUCUGUCCCCCGUCAUCGAUGGUGAAUUAAUCCCUGAUGAGCCUGAAACUCUUUUCAGGAACGCUGCUGACAUCGACUACAUCGCUGGAGUCAAUGACAUGGAUGGACACCUCUUUGCCACCCUUGAUAUUCCCACGAUCAACAAUGCUCUCGCGACCACAACUGAAGAGGAGGUCCAGGCUCUCGCUACUGCCCUGUCUAAAGACAGAGGCCAGGAUGCUGGUAUUGCAACUUUUCAGGAGUACACAGUCAACUGGGGUAGUAAACCUAACAAAGAGGAAAUCAAGAAGACAGUUGUGGAAAUGGAGACAGACUACAUCUUCCUGGUGCCAACGCAAGCAGUCCUGUACCUCCAUAGUGACAAUGCCAAAUCUGCCCGAACCUACUCGUACCUGUUCAGUGAGAGUUCUCGUAUCCCUGUCUACCCUCUGUGGAUGGGCGCUGACCACGCUGAAGAACUUCAGUAUGUGUUUGGAAAGCCUUUCACCACUCCUUUGGGCUACUUCCCUCGCCAUCGGGACGUCUCCAAAUACAUGAUUGCCUACUGGACCAAUUUUGCUCAAACAGGGAAUCCCAACACAGGCGAGUCCAAGGUUCCCAUAACCUGGCCUGAGUUCUCCAACCCUGGCCAUCAGUAUCUGGAAAUCAACAAUAAGAUGAACAAGAACAGUGUGAAGAAGAUGUUGAGAACUCGCUUGGUUUACUACUGGACCACCGUCUUUGCCAGUUACCCUACUGUCAGGAACUGAGCACUGCCAGUCCAACUGUAAAAUCAUGCAGCCCAGAAUUAAUCAGCUAAUAUAGUGUGAAGAUUCAUACAAUAAAAUAAAUGAUGAUCAAAACAA